GUGUACGCCGGGUAACAAGGAAUAAGCUAUUAAGCUAUUAUUAAAUAUUAAUACACCCGAUAUAAAAGCUGUUUUUAAUACAAAUAAACCCUAACUUUUCGGUUCCGUACUCCCAUUUAUAAUUCGAUCAUCGGUUCUCCUCCAUUCAUUCAGUUGUUGUCGUUUUCUAGUUCAUUUGGUCCCUCUCAGCUCUGCACCGUUCGUCACUAAUCACCCUCCAGUCCGAUCCCUGUAAUCUCUUCCAGUCAUGAAUCCUGAAUAUGACUAUCUUUUCAAGCUUCUGCUGAUUGGAGAUUCUGGAGUAGGCAAAUCCUGCCUUCUUUUGAGAUUUGCUGAUGAUUCCUACCUGGAUAGUUACAUCAGUACAAUUGGAGUGGACUUUAAAAUUCGUACUGUGGAGCAAGAUGGGAAGACCAUGAAACUUCAAAUUUGGGACACUGCAGGACAAGAACGAUUUAGGACAAUUACUAGCAGCUACUAUCGUGGAGCACAUGGCAUUAUUAUAGUCUAUGAUGUGACGGACCAAGAGAGCUUCAACAAUGUCAAGCAAUGGUUGAAUGAAAUAGACCGUUAUGCAAGUGAGAAUGUGAAUAAGCUUCUGGUUGGGAACAAGUCUGAUCUCACUGCCAAUAAAGUUGUUUCAUAUGAAACAGCUAAGGCAUUUGCUGAUGAAAUUGGCAUUCCAUUUAUGGAGACGAGUGCCAAAAAUUCCACCAAUGUGGAGCAGGCAUUCAUGGCCAUGGCUGCUGACAUUAAGAACAGGAUGGCAAGCCAACCAGCAAUGAACAAUGCAAGGCCACCAACAGUCCAGAUCCAUGGACAGCCUGUUAAUCAGAAGGCCGGUUGCUGCUCUUCUUAGUUGACCGCCUGGUCUCUCAUUCAAGAAGAGUUCUCAAUUCAAUUGUCAUCCAAGCAGAUUAUGUUCACCCUCCUGAACAAUGUAAUAAUUCUCGUUGGCAGUUGCCUUGCAGGCUAAUACUGAAUAAUUCUUUUAGUUUAUGUUAUUUUUCAAUUGACUGUACAAAUGACGUGGUGCUGGCUACCUGAUAGUGGUAAAUUCUUAUUCGGUUCAUUAUCAUUCUAUUCUAA
Molecule: messenger RNA, 1089 nt
Organism: Tripterygium wilfordii
Lineage: Eukaryota; Viridiplantae; Streptophyta; Magnoliopsida; Celastrales; Celastraceae
Product: GTP-binding protein YPTM2-like
Exons: 8
Coding region: 248-859 (203 amino acids)
Molecular function (GO): GTP binding; GTPase activity
Source: RefSeq, a predicted model, not a curated record